UAUGAACUUAUAUUGUCAUUAGCUAAGCCACGGUUUUGGAGCUUUCUAUUUAAAUAGAAGUACCAUAUUUUGGGUUUCUUAAUUACAUCCUUAAGCCAGAUUUUAAGCUGCACAUACAAUUGGUACUACAGCAUGUUUCUUCAUGACCAAAAGGCUUUACAAUUUCUUCCCUGGAGGAGGUUCUGAUCCAUCAAUAAAUCCCAGUCUCCUACCAGAAUUAAUGGCUACUUGCCCACAGAAUGGUAACGUUAAUGUCCGAUUACCGAUAGAUGAAGGCAGCAGCGACGCAUUUGACAACCAAAUUUUGCAGAAUAUUAGGAGUGGUUUUGCUGUGUUACGAUCUGAUGCUAGCUUAUAUGAAGAUGUGGUAACAAGGAGUGUUGUGGAUUCUUACUUUGGGAUGUUUAGUCCAUUUUUGGGGAUAUCAUUUGAGGCUGAUUUUGCCAAUGCAAUGGUGAAAAUGGGUAGAAUUGAUGUGCUAACUGGAUUUCAAGGAACAAUUAGACGUGUAUGUUCAGCUUUUUGAUUGAUAUAAUUGUAAUUACUAGUUGUA
Messenger RNA from Nicotiana tabacum (common tobacco), 553 nucleotides. The record is from RefSeq and is a predicted model, not a curated record. NCBI's taxonomy places the organism in Eukaryota, Viridiplantae, Streptophyta, Magnoliopsida, Solanales, Solanaceae.